AUGCGUCUGUCUCUUCCAGCCAAGGUCUUGCCCUCCAGCUAUGAUCUGCCGUCUUAUCGUGGUCGCGGACGUACUACGAUCAUCUCACCAACAGUGGUUAUUACUGGUGUGCUGUCUGUGAUCUAUGUCCUGGCAUACACAUACUAUCACUAUGUGAGCGCACGCGAUCCGACUUCCUACUUUUUCGACAAAAGUCGGGCCUAUAGUCAGAAAUAUUCAAGGUUGCGGAUUGAGCAGGCAGACAACUUUGUCACUCGCAUCAAUGCGGGCGCAGCGGCCGUCAAGGCCGCUGAUGCGCCGCCGCGCAUUUGUGUGGGUGUAGCGACUGUCGCGCGUCGUAAUCAACAAUAUGUCAGUACGACUAUAGGCUCUUUGCUCGAGGGUCUCACCGAGUCUGAACGCCAGAGCAUGUUCUUGAAUGUUCUCGUCGCUCAUUCAGACCCUGCUAAGCAUCCCAGCGCCAACGACAAGUGGAUGAAUACUCUGCCUGACCGUGUACUGCACUACGAUCCAGACAGUCCAGACUAUGACCAGAUCGUGGCGUGGGAAGAAGGAGGAUGGUAUCGCAACAAGACGAUAUACGACUACACUUACCUAUUGAGGGACUGCUACAACACAAACUCAGAGUACAUUGCAAUGAUCGAGGAUGAUACCAUUGCUGCUCGAGGUUGGUACAAACAAGCUCUACAAGCACUAGACACAGUUUCCAAGACUAUGCAAAUUCGUGCACAAACACGCUGGGCCUAUCUAAGAUUGUUCUACGUCGAAGACUUGCUUGGCUGGAAUAGUGAGGAGUGGCCAAAAUACCUUUUCUGGUCUUUAGUUGUCUGGUUUGUAUUGUCGUUCGGCAUGCUCUACGCUAAAAAGAAUUUCUGGCGGCACGUUGACAAUAUCAGCUAUGCUGCCAUUGCGUUCGUGUCCGGAAUACUCAUACCUCUAAGUAUAGGCUUGCAUUUCAUGGCCGGACGCCAGACCAUGUGGCCCAUUCCCGCAGGGGUUCAAGAAAUGAACAAAUACGGCUGCUGCUCACAGGCUUUAGUCUUCCCUCGGUCAGUCAUACCACUGAUACUUGCCAGGUCGGAUCUCACAACAGAUUGGCUAGUAGAUAUGAUGAUUGAGCAGAUUGCGGACAAAGAGCAGUUGGAUCGAUGGGCCGUUGUGCCUGCACUUUUUCAGCACAUCGGUACCACAAGCUCGAAAGGAUACGGAUUUGACACGAAUGCGAGAGAAUUGUGGAACUUCAGGUUCGAGGAUCAUCCACCAUGA
Messenger RNA from Lithohypha guttulata, 1266 nucleotides. RefSeq lists its product as uncharacterized. The record is from RefSeq and is a predicted model, not a curated record. Gene Ontology annotation, cellular component: Golgi membrane. Gene Ontology annotation, biological process: GPI anchor biosynthetic process. Gene Ontology annotation, molecular function: glycosyltransferase activity. The transcript has a single exon. Lineage: Eukaryota; Fungi; Ascomycota; Eurotiomycetes; Chaetothyriales; Trichomeriaceae. Bases 1 to 1266 code for a protein of 421 amino acids.